AUGACAUCCUCAGUCAACAGAAAACGCACCGGGCCCCCUGUCAGCCUCGACACUGAUGAUGACAUGUCCACCGAGACAAGGGAGUCCAAAAGAGGCCGGUAUGAUACUUCCAAUUCGCUUGAAGCCGGCUCUCCGCAGAAUCCUGCGCAGAAUUCCCUCUUCUUGAAUCUACCACUCGAGUUGCGACUACAAAUUUAUGACCUUCUUCUCGUUUCCCGAAUCACCGAUGGGAAGGCUCCAUUUGAGUCCAUGGCAAAAGAUUACCAGCGGCCGGUGCUUUUAACCUCAAGUUUUGCUUGGAUAUGGGAUCACUCAAUAUUCCCUGCCAUACUGCAAAGCUGCCAGAAGAUAUACAAUGAGGCUCUUCCAGUCUUGUACGGCAAUAAUAUAUUCGAAUUCGAUGAUUCAGCCUAUAUCCACCAGAUCAGCCGAUUAAAAGUCAACCUUUUACGACAUUUGAUCAUCGAUCUUAGCGUCUUCUCUGAAGCCACAUCGUGGGUGAGCUUACUCGAUGUUCUAAUUGAAGAAGCAAAAGAUCUCAGAAAUCUUAAAGUGAUAUUCGAUGCCCACUACUACGAUUCCUUUCUUCUUGAUCCCCAAGCUCAUGGGCUCGGCGCCGACGUGCCCUUCGUUCGUACACUUACAAGGGUCAAGCAACUCGGGAAACUUGAAACGCUUAUAAUAGCCGGAUUUUACGCGAAACAUUGGCCAGCGUACUUACGACAAGAAAUGAGAAAUGACAUAAAGAUCGUUUUUGAGGCUGGUGUUCUCAACGCCAGGGCAUUUUCUGACGAGAAUACACGGUCACAGAUACAUAAUUUCCAAGUUGCACUGCUCAAGAACUACCAAGAGGGGACAGAAAGAUUGAUGCCCUAA
This is a messenger RNA of Aspergillus versicolor CBS 583.65, 876 nucleotides long. RefSeq lists its product as uncharacterized. The record is from RefSeq and is a predicted model, not a curated record. The coding region runs from base 1 to 876 and encodes 291 amino acids. The transcript has a single exon. Lineage: Eukaryota; Fungi; Ascomycota; Eurotiomycetes; Eurotiales; Aspergillaceae.